Messenger RNA from Pocillopora meandrina, 398 nucleotides. NCBI's taxonomy places the organism in Eukaryota, Metazoa, Cnidaria, Anthozoa, Scleractinia, Pocilloporidae. The record is from the annotation of a GenBank genome assembly.
GAAACAUCUUCUCGACGAAGCUACCGUCACCAAAUCUCCCUACUAUUCUUGGAUACAAGGUUUUCUGGUACAUGAACCAGGAGCUGAGCAUGCAGAAUAGAUGUUAGGCAGGGAGACAACCGCCCUUCAAAAGUUUUUGCUUAGCACCAUGCCGGAAGGAUUGACGAAUGAUGACUUGAACGGCCAUCGAUUCAGGAGCUGUCUCUCCUAACUUGAACGUGCCUUCUUCGCACGCUUCUAGCACUGGAGACGAUAAAAAAGACGUCUAUGUGAUGGAGCACUAUGCACCUAAAUAUAACCCAGAAAGGUGGAACAAAUACGAGCUGAUCCGAACGAAUAACAACUGCUACAACUACGCAAACCAAAAAAUUACCAACGGCUGCAGCCAAGACCAUUGA